GGAAAAGGGAGUGGGGGGGGUGACAGGUGUGUUUGGCAGCUGAUCUCACUCAAUCUCUCAGCCACAGGUAGACUGGACAAGUUACAGCUCAGUGAAAGGUGCUGGUGAGGGCAUUUCCAGAGCCACAGGAGCUGAACAGCUGUUAUACUUUUGAUGAUACGAAUCCCUUUCCUAUUUUCCAAUGGGUUUCCUCUCACCUGCAGCUCUGUGAGAGAGAGAGAGAGAGAGGGUAUAGAGAGAGAGGAAAACAACAACAAAAUGACUGGGAAUCGCUUCUCUGGAUUUUUCCAGCAACUUUUUGCAGGUUCUCACCACAAGUACCAUCCACUUCUCAACAAAGACACUCAACAAGACAAGGAGAAUGGGGAGCUUCGGUUAUCAAAAGUCGGCGGAAAAUAUCGGCCAAUUGAAGUCAUAUGUCCUAAGGAAGCCAGCACACAGCAUGUGGAGGAGUUGGUAAGAAAUCUCCAGGCUGAUCUAUACAAUGGCCUCACAGAUUGUGAUGUGCUUGAGCGUCGCAUUUCGUACGGAUGGAAUGAAUUUGGAGUGGAAAACGCUGAGCCGAUUUGGAAGAAAUACCUCAGCCAGUUCAAGAAUCCUCUCAUUCUGCUGCUCUUGGCUUCAGCUGUCAUCAGCAUCAUCACCAGAGAGAUUGAGGACGCAGUGAGCAUAACAGUGGCUAUAAUAAUUGUGGUCACCGUGGCAUUUAUACAGGAAUACCGUUCUGAGAAGUCCUUGCAAGAGCUAAGCAAGCUUGUUCCUCCUGAAGCAAACUGCAUUCGCGAGGGAAAACUGGAGCACCUGCUAGCACGUGAGCUCGUACCAGGAGACACGGUAUGCAUCUCAGUUGGAGACCGAGUACCUGCUGACAUCAGACUCUUUGAGGCUGUUGACCUGUUGAUUGACGAAUCCAGUUUUACAGGGGAAUCGGAGCCUUGUAAUAAAACUACUGCCACCUUAUCGGAGGCUGGGGAUUUGAGUUCUCUUCUAAACAUCGCAUUCAUGGGAACACUGGUUCAAUACGGGAAUGGAAAGGGUGUUGUGAUUGGAACUGGUGAAAAGUCUCAGUUUGGAGAAGUUUUUAAACUGAUGCAAGCUGAAGAGACUCCAAAGACUCCUCUACAGAAGAGCAUGGACAGGCUGGGGAAACAGCUGUCAAUAUUUUCCUUUGCAAUAAUUGGUUUAAUGAUGGCAAUUGGCUGGUUGCAAGGGAAGAAACUGCUUGGAAUGUUUACUAUCGGAGUUAGUCUUGCCGUUGCAGCCAUUCCAGAAGGCCUACCUAUCGUUGUAACGGUCACACUUGCGCUGGGAGUGAUUAGAAUGGCAAAGAAGAGAGUGAUCAUAAGGAAGCUUCCUGUUGUGGAAACCUUAGGUUGCUGUAACGUCAUCUGCUCUGACAAGACUGGCACCCUAACAGCCAACGAAAUGACCGUAACUCGCUUGGUGACUUCGGAUGGCAUUGAAGCUGAGGUGAGUGGUGUGGGAUACAAUGGAAAUGGGAAGGUGUAUUUACAACCCAGUGGGGAAAUUGUGAUGCCAUUCUCUAACGUAUCGGUGAGAAAACUGGUCGAGGCUGGAUGUUUGUGCAAUAAUGCCGUCAUCAGGGAAGAUGUACUGAUGGGACAACCAACAGAAGGUGCCUUAAUUGCACUUGGAAUGAAGAUGGAUCUGGAGAGAAUCAAGGAGAGCUACACGAGGAAGCAAGAAUAUCCCUUUAGUUCUGAACAAAAAUGGAUGGCGGUUAAAUGCACCUACAAGGAUCAGGAAUCCGAAGACAUUUACUUCAUGAAGGGAGCUUACGAGGGAGUGAUUGAGUACUGCAGCAGUUAUAACAAUGGGGGAAUAUCUGUUGCGCUGACUCCACAGCAGAAGAACGUAUACCUGAAACAACAAGCGAAGCUGGGAAAUGAAGGCUUGCGUGUACUUACAUUUGCCUCCGGACAUGAAUUGGGCAAACUGAAUUUCUUAGGCCUGAUUGGAAUUAUUGAUCCCCCGAGACCUGAAGUCCAAGAAGCAAUUCGCAUCCUUCAAAAUUCAGGAGUUGAUGUAAAAAUGAUAACUGGAGACUCCAAGGAAACGGCUAUUUGUAUAGGGAGAAGUAUAGGCCUUUACAAUGAUGAGAUGGAGGCAAUGUCAGGAGAGCAGCUGGGACAGCUAGAGGAUAAAGAUCUAUCGCACAUGGUGAAAAAGGUGGCUGUUUUCUUCAGAACAAGUCCAAAGCACAAACUGAAGAUAAUUAAGGCUCUGCAGACCCACGCGGCAGUGGUGGGGAUGACAGGCGAUGGCGUGAAUGAUGCUGUCGCUCUGAAAUCCGCUGACAUCGGCAUCGCCAUGGGGAAAACGGGGACCGAUGUCAGUAAAGAAGCAGCUGGCAUGAUCCUGGUGAACGAUGACUUUUCCUCUAUUUUGUGUGCAAUAGAAGAAGGCAAAGGAAUCUUUUACAACAUUAAAAACUUUGUCCGAUUUCAGCUGAGCACGAGCAUUUCGGCUUUGAGUUUGAUCACUUUGGCUACUAUAUUUAAUUUGCCAAACCCGCUGAAUGCCAUGCAGAUUCUGUGGAUCAACAUCAUUAUGGACGGGCCGCCUGCUCAAAGUUUGGGUGUGGAGCCAGUGGACAAGAACGUCAUUAAACGUCCUCCAAGAAAUGUCAGAGACUCUAUCCUCAAUAAGGGCUUAAUUUUAAAAAUCCUAUUCUCUUCUUUCAUCAUCAUUUGUGGUACUCUCUUUGUCUACUGGAAGGAGCUUCCAGAGGGAAGGAUUUCCUCAAGGACAACAACUAUGACCUUCACCUGUUUUGUCUUCUUUGAUAUGUUCAACGCUUUAAGCUGUCGUUCCCAGACGAGAUCCAUUUUCCAAAUCGGUUUCUUCAGUAAUCACGUGUUCCUGUGUGCGGUGCUUGGCUCGAUCCUGGGACAAAUGGCUGUGAUCUACUUCCCACCACUACAGAAAAUUUUCCAGACGGAAAGUCUCGGGUUAUUCGACUUGCUGUUUCUAGUAGGUUUAUCCUCCUCGGUGUUCUUUGUUUCCGAAAUUGUCAAGUUAAGCGAGAGAAUGUGGUUAUGCAUUGGACAGAGGAAAACUAAUCCCAAUCUCGACUCACAAGUAUGACCGCGCUUGACAAGAGAGUACACAUCACCGCAGACCUGUCUAUAUAUAUAUAUAUUUUUACAUAAAUUUUUAUCAUUUAAAAACCUUAACUAUGACCCUGCGUUGGACGGACGUCAUCGUGUGCGCUGGACCGACUUGCGAAAGGGACGAUGCUGUUUUCAAAACGGCAGCUGUGGAGUUCAAUUCCGAUUUGCAUCCUGGGAGGCCGUGGAGACCGGGUGAAGUUAACCGCUCUUGUACUAUCUCGCUUCUCUCUUGUCUUACGUGAGCAUAACGACAGUUUCAAAUUGCAAUGCGUCAGCCCCUCAGCAGUUUCUCUCGACGAGAAAACCCAGCAAACGGCACUUUGUUCCCUCUCGAUUCUGCGGGAAACCUUAAAAUGUCUGUAAACCCCCCCGCGAGCCACGGGAUCUCCCUCGACGUUAUGUUUAGAGAGGUUCUGUAAUAAGUUUGACAGUGCACCCACUUGAAAGUACGAAGGUCAAUGCGAGGGAAAGAAUUGUAACGGUAAUAAUAACGGUGCAUUGAUCCUCAAAAGAUUUUUUUUUUUCGUCUUCAAAGCACAGGGGUUUUGUGAGGUGUGUCGAGGGGUUGCACUCGGGCAGUCCCGUGAAGGCAAGUUGAAUUAUUUCGACCCUGAGGGAAAUGGUAGCCCCAAAUUAGUUAAACUGUUGUUGAGCGUGAAUGUGUCUCAUAAGUUUUGCACACCGUAUCACAGGUUUGCCUUCCCCCUGUGUGAUUCUCAUUAUAGUGAGAUUUCAACCGGAGAGUCUGAUCGACUGAGUAGGAAUGCCCUCGAUACUGCAACUUAUGACACUGGAACAACUCGAUGUACUUUUCUUCUCUCUCUCUCGCUCUCCACCACACAUUUCACCAGGAACCACGACUACACCAAAUGUCUAUAGGUUUACAUUAGCAAUGAGUAGAGAUGCACUACAGGUUUUUGAAAACUUAAAAAUAGAGACCGGGUCACUCUGUGAGCAGCAGUAGCUAUGUGCAAAGUAGUAAAAUAAUUUCCACGUUUAAUUCAAAACUUAUUGGAAAGCAAGGUAUUUAUUUCUGUGAAAGAACAUUUGUUUUCAAUGGGCGAUGUAUUGUAUGUAUGUUUGCAAAAAAANUAAUUGCACAUUCUAAGAUUAAUGUAUCAUUUGGCAAACAAAUGUACCAUGAGGGAGGGGGGGAAAUUUACCCAAAGGUAUUGUUUAAGAAUGACUUUGUGAUUUAUGGUCAUAAAA
Molecule: messenger RNA, 4343 nt
Organism: Callorhinchus milii (elephant shark)
Lineage: Eukaryota; Metazoa; Chordata; Chondrichthyes; Chimaeriformes; Callorhinchidae
Product: calcium-transporting ATPase type 2C member 2
Exons: 27
Coding region: 154-3108 (984 amino acids)
Biological process (GO): manganese ion transport; calcium ion transmembrane transport; intracellular calcium ion homeostasis
Cellular component (GO): Golgi membrane; endoplasmic reticulum; plasma membrane
Molecular function (GO): ATP hydrolysis activity; P-type calcium transporter activity; ATP binding
Source: RefSeq, a predicted model, not a curated record